AUGGGUUUGGUGUGUCUGUCUGUGCGCCCCGACGUCGCCUCGUUCAUCUUCUGCGGGCCGACGGGCGUUGGCAAGACGGAGCUGUGCAAGGCCCUGGCGGCUGCGUACUUCGGGUCCGAGGACGCCAUGAUCCGUUUGGACAUGAGCGAGUACAUGGAAAAGCACACGGUGGCGAAGCUGAUCGGGAGUCCGCCAGGAUACGUGGGCUAUGACGAGGAGAGCCAGCUCUGCGACGGGGUGCGGCGUCGGCCCUAUACCCUGGUCCUCUUCGACGAGUGCGAGAAGGCACACCCCGACGUGUUCAACCUGAUGCUCCAGAUUUUGGAAGACGGGCGACUCACGGACUCGAAGGGCCGCCUCGUGUCGUUCAAGAACACCCUGGUGAUACUCACAUCCAACUGCGGCGCCAAAGAGAUCGAGAAGUUGAUGCUUGGCGGUGGCGACAUGGGGUUAUCAUCGGGCGAGACCCUGGAUGGUCCCUCAGGCGGCGGCACAGGGAACUCGUUCUAUCAGAACCUGAAGUCGAAGGUCAUCGAGCAGCUCAGGGGCUUCUUCAAGCCAGAGUUCCUAAACAGGCUCGACGAGGUGAUCGUUUUCAAGACCCUGUCGAAGCUCGAGGUCGGGGAGAUCGCGGAGCUCGAGUUCAAGAAAACAAUGAAGCGAUGCGACGAACGGGGCAUCGUGCUGUCGCUGACGGACCGCUUCAAGUCGCUCUGCGUCGACGAGGGGUACAACCCAGUGUACGGGGCUCGACCGCUGCGCCGGGCCAUCAUGCGCCUCCUGGAGGACAAGCUGGCGGAGUCGUUCCUCGGGGACCCCACCACCGAGGGCGAGUUCGUCCUCGUCGACGUGGACUCCAGCCAGGAGGUCGUCGUCCUCCGGAAGCACCUCCCAGAGCUGCAGGAGGCGAGCGAGAGCGACGACGAGGGCAGCGUCCUGGUCCUGCCCUCGGCGAUGCCCGACGUCCAGACUCCCGUCAUCCAGCAGCUGCCUAAGGGGGUGGUGGUUCAGCCUAAGGCCGCCUAG
Molecule: messenger RNA, 1026 nt
Organism: Prorocentrum cordatum
Lineage: Eukaryota; Dinophyceae; Prorocentrales; Prorocentraceae
Source: the annotation of a GenBank genome assembly